AUGCAAUCAUUCAUAACUGCCUUCGUGGCAUGCCUCGCUUUCUUUGCGUCAAUAUCGCUCACAGCUCCGCAACCUCAGGACCUUGGCGACGCACCUUCCUCCAACACCGUCCCCGCAUACCCGACCCAAACCCAGUCCCAAAUCUGCCGCCUCGACCUCUCCAACGAGCUCUUCGGCGGCGUCAACGACGCCUGCGGGACCACCCUCGACCGCAGCCGCUGCUGUCCAGUCCUCGCCGCCUGGCUCUUCGCCGCCCACGCCCGAACCGCCCUCGAAGUAUCCGCCGCCGCGCCGCCUCCCUCCGGCGACCUCCCUAUGAUGCCCGACGACUCUCAGAAGUGCGUUAACUCACUCCAAGACUCACUAAGAAAUCGGAGCAUCCGAAUUCCACAACCCAACGCCACCUGCGACGCCAUUCUCUGCUUCUGCGGCAUCAGACUCCACCAGAUAACCUCCCUCAGUUGCCCCAACGCGUUCAACGUAACCGCGGUUCGAAACGUCUCCGGCACCCACAACGCCACCCCCACCGCCGUCGUACGGAACUUGGAAAAUAAUUGCCGUAAUGCUUCUUAUGCUGGCUGCACGCAAUGCCUCAGCGCCCUACAAAAGAUAAAAGGGAAUAAGAAGGAGAGUGAGAGUGAGAGAGCGAAGAAGAUCUUCAACCGGGACUGUCAACUGAUGGCACUCACGUGGCUCCUAGGAAGGAACAAAACGGCGUACAUUCCGACCGUUUCGGCGGUGUUGCGUGCAGUGAUGUACAGUGCGCAUCCACACGAAUCCAAGUGUAGUCCGGACCAGGAGAACAUGCCCUUGGCCGUUGAUUCCCUGCAACUUGAGACGAACCAGGGUUCAUCUACGCCAUUGAGGAUAUUUUGGAUUAUGCCCGUGAUGGUCUGGUUUUUUUGUGAUUGA
Molecule: messenger RNA, 912 nt
Organism: Sphenostylis stenocarpa
Lineage: Eukaryota; Viridiplantae; Streptophyta; Magnoliopsida; Fabales; Fabaceae
Source: the annotation of a GenBank genome assembly